Molecule: messenger RNA, 2458 nt
Organism: Coregonus clupeaformis (lake whitefish)
Lineage: Eukaryota; Metazoa; Chordata; Actinopteri; Salmoniformes; Salmonidae
Product: calcium-binding protein 8-like
Exons: 6
Coding region: 760-1413 (217 amino acids)
Molecular function (GO): calcium ion binding
Source: RefSeq, a predicted model, not a curated record
CUCACCUACACCUCUGCUCAGGGCCGCAACGCCCCUCCCUCUCCCGGUCCACACAGAUAAACGGGUUAACGCUGUCACCAGGAGAAGACAAAUGAAGCGAGCACAGGAGAUCCCUUUCUCCCCAACUAGCCCCUCCUCGCUCGCUGUUGCUGCUUUAUCGAUUUAGGUCGUUAAAGAAACAUCCUCCUACGUUCAUUCGUGUUUGUGAAUCGGAAAAUAUUUGAUCUGCAAGAUUUAUUGAGAGUAGCGGACUGGUAUCACUGGCGCUCCAGACCGUGGGCGACUGGCAGGGAGGUGACUGUUGGUCCGUCUGCUGCAGGAGUGAAUCAUUGGGUCGGGUCUCGGAAGAUUAGACACCCCGCUUAUCACCACUCCAACUCCCCGAGGUUUCUGAUGGUUUUUAGAGAUAGAGACGGAUAAGUGAGCCAAUUCAAAUAGAUUACAGCUGAGGUGAUAUCGUCUGUGCACCUGUCAAGUAGCCUGCCCUAUAGGAUUUGAAAUGGGUUUUUAAAAAGGCACUAAAAGUCUCACUGGAGACUUGGAUCAGUGACGUUUUGGCGUUUGCCAUAUCAGGUGAUCUUGAAGAGUGAAAAGAACAGAUUUGAAGAUCAUUUAAUUUUGGGGGGGAUCCCAAUCACUUCAAGAAAAUAGCUGUCUGAUAUGAGUGUAAACACAGUCGAGUCUGGGUGACCCGCCCCCAAGUCCAAUAAAAACGGAUUGAAUCUUAAUUGACCGGAUCAACGUUUUAACAGAGAGAAGAUGCCGUUCCACCACGUCAGGUCUACUCUGCUCUACACUGGAAGUCUCCUGAGCCGGACUCUGUCUGAAGGGAGCGAAACCUUCCAACUCACCAGCAUCUCCACAGAGGAGCUAGGAGAGAUCCGGGAGGCGUUCCGGGUGCUGGACCGGGAUGGGAACGGGUUCAUCUCCAAGCAGGAGCUGGGCAUGGCUAUGAGGUCGCUGGGGUACAUGCCCAGCGAGGUGGAGCUGGCCAUCAUCAUGCAGAGACUAGACAUGGAUGGUGAUGGUCAGGUGGACUUUGAGGAGUUUGUGACGAUAUUGGGACCCAAACUGCUGUCGUCUGAGACCAGAGAAGGUUUCCUAGGAAGCACCAUCGAUAACAUCUUCUGGCAGUUUGACAUGCAGCAGAUGUCUCUGGAUGAGCUGAAGCAGGUUCUGUUUCACGCGUUCCAAGACCACUUGACCAUGAAGGACAUCGAGAACAUCAUCAUCAACGAAGAGGAGAGCCUCAAUGAGACAGGGAACUGCCCCGAGUAUGAGGGAGUCCAUCCUAAGAAGAAGAACAGACAGACAUGCGUGAGGAAGAGUCUGAUCUGCGCCUUCGCCAUGGCCUUCAUCAUCAGCGUCAUGCUCAUUGCAGCCAAUCAGAUGCUGCGGAACGGCAUGGAGUAAGCCAAUCACACUGUGAGCUAGUUAUAUGACCUCACUUCCUCUCUCUGCAGCAAAAACAGGAAUACAGACCAGCCAGAACCCAAACACCUCUGUGAAGGACAACUAUCUGUUAUUUUAAUCAAGUUUGUUUUGAUUUAUAUCACGAACAGUAAACAGACAAGAGAGUGCAAGUACUGAAGGACGCACACAGGAAAUGUCCUUUUCAGUGGAAAAAAAGACAAAUCAAAGACACUAGGAGGACUUGAUGAACAGACUGGACAUGAUACAAAGCAAUCUUUUUAUAUUUUGUGGGCAUAAAGGGAUUCCUUUCAUUUCUGUAUCAGAGAAGGCCACCCCUUUAAGAUUGAUUUUCUAACCACCCCUUUAAAAGAUAGAUUUUUUUUAACCUCCUAUUUAAAAGAUGUAUUGCCUAAUCAACAGCAAUCUAUUCAACAUGCAUCAGGUGCUUUGAGCCAUUCCUAAUGUUUAACUGAACUUUUGGUUCUGGGUUUACGGGAGGGCAACAUUGCCUGACUGGCGCUAUUGAUGUUUAAUGUUUUAAAAUGUAUCUAAACCUGUUAAUCUGUUCUUUUUUAUUAAUAUUCUACUAUCUUAUAUUUACAUUUUAUAAUCACUCACCUGUGGACAUUAUGCCAAUGGAUUUUUACACUGUAACAGAGGUGGUUUGCGACUUGAGGACAGAUUUGUGUUAGCUCCCAGAGCAAACCCCUAAACUUUAGCUCAGCUGACUUCCAUAGUCUUGAGUCACAUAGACAACAUUCUACACCUGACAUUCCCUCCCUCACAAUGUUCCAACAGUAGAGUCGACUGUCUGUCUGUCUGUCUGUCUGUCUGUCUGUCUGUCUGCACUGCAUGUGACUCAUUGGAUAUUUAAAGGCACUGUAUGUAUGUACAGUAUUUACCGUAUGUCGUGUCACUCUAAGUGUCCAUAGGGCGGUGUUCUGUGUAUGCUCAACUGUCCCCAAAUGCUUGGAACAUGAACCACCUGGCCUGCCUGGUACAUGAAUAAUAAGGUUGUGGUUUGAAAUACAGUGCUAUGAAAAAG